Molecule: messenger RNA, 1058 nt
Organism: Daphnia pulex (common water flea)
Lineage: Eukaryota; Metazoa; Arthropoda; Branchiopoda; Diplostraca; Daphniidae
Exons: 4
Coding region: 289-981 (230 amino acids)
Source: RefSeq, a predicted model, not a curated record
GUCCAUUUCGUUUAUACUAAACACGUUGUUUUAGAACGAUGUUCCGAAAAACUGGUUUCAUCAAAACUGGUCAAUGUAACUUCCGAUUAUCAGUCAAAUAUCUAUUUCAUUGUCUGUUUUAUAUUUACAAAACAAUCCAAAAUCAUUUUUGAAAAUUAGUGAAAAUCCAACGGUGAAAUAUCGUGAAGAGAAAAUGUGAUCUCACUUCAAAUUUAUAAUAAUACAUAAAUUCUCAAUUUAAUUUCCUCAUUUUUAAUUUUAGUUUUGAUCUGCUUAAGCAAGAGAGUCAUGUCCUCACCUGUCACUGGUGACUUGAGUCGGUCCACUCGAAUUGGCCCUGAAGGUCCGGAAUUCUGGAUCCAGCCAUGCGGAUACACAGUGGAAGGAAAUACUCCACCAUUUCCUGACUCUGUUUUAGCAGGAGAUUACAAAUCUUACCUGGAGAUGGACCUCCAUUACCUUGAAGAGCUGUGGCUAGAACAAUUUUGUCUGGACAAGUUUUUAAUGUCUUUUGCCGAUAAAGUGAAAAGUGAUGAAGCUUACCGCUAUGAUUGGCUUCAAGUUAACACCGUCAUUCCAAAAAAGCCCGGUCAGCACUUGAAUGAAUCCCAUUAUUCUCAACUGCAAUUUCCUUCCAUGCUGACUCAAUCAUCCAACAUUUUCCAACGGAUCGCCAUUGGUUGGGAACAAAUGGAAUAUGAGAAAACCGAUUCCUCUUACAAAGAUUAUUUCACAUCCGCAAAAUUCCGCAUGAAAACUACGUUGUGUCAGUUGGAUGGAUAUUUGGCUGAUAAGAAAAUGUCUCCGGCGCCCAAUCCGACCCGAUCCAUUAUGCCAAAUGAAUUGCGUUCAAUCACAAGCGCAUCCCAACGGGACGAACGUAAUUUCCGCAUCAUAAAAGAAUACGUCAACGCCCUAGAAUAUUACGUCGAUGUAUUCAGCUACUUCGAAACAGCUUUGGCUUCAAAGUCUUCCCUCUAAUUACAUUUCCUUGCUAAUUUUAUUAACUGCUUAAUUUUGUGGAUCACUUAGAGAAGAUUCACAAGAUUUUUCUGCUA